UGUCAGGACUGGCAGGAGAGGCCCAGCUUCAGUACCAAUCCUUCACAGCUGCAGGUCUAAGAUCUCAUGGCUGGAAGUUAUGGCAUGAUGGGUGAUGACGGUUCUAUUGAUUACACCGUCCACGAAGCCUGGAAUGAAGCCACCAAUGUGUACUUGAUAGUGAUCCUUGUUAGCUUUGCUCUCUUCAUGUAUGCCAAGAGGAAUAAAAGGAAAAUUAUGAGAAUAUUUAGCGUGCCACCUUCAGAAGAAACCUUGUCAGAGCCCAAUUUUUAUGACACAAUGAGCAAAAUUCGCUUAAGACAACAGUUGGAAAUGCAUUCCAUUUCAAGAAAGUAUGAGUACCAACAGCCGCAGAGCCAAGCUGACAGCGUGCAGCUCUCGUUGGAAUGAAACUUUAAACUCAGCACCGGAAGCAACAGUGGAGCAGAAUGUCAGCAAGCUCCCAAUCCCUCACCUCAAUCAUGACUGGCAUUUAGUAAACUUGUCAGAUCAAGUCAUCCCACCCAGCCCCCACCCCACCCAACCCGCCUCAGCUUUCUUUCAAUGCUUCCUCUAGGGCUGCAUAGGUACAAAAACACUUAGAAGGAAGAUGCUGUGUGACUAGAGAUGAGGGCUUCCCUUUUCAGGGUCUUCGAUGUCUUAAGAUAAAACAAAAAAUACAAACAUGCCUUUGGAAGCAAGAAUCCUGGAGUUAGUGCCACUAUGAUUAGAAUAUUUUUGCAGAGUCAAAAUAUGAAGUUCUAGCUAUUGACGUGGUUUGCUGUUAGGUUGUGGUCUGUGUGUUGUUUUCACUAUUGUUACUGUCUCUGAGUUGGUGACCUUUGCUUCACAGCUUGUAUGACACACCACUGAAUUGGAACUCUCUUCUCUGUCAUGAAGCAUAGCCCAUCUGCUAGUUGUGGGUGCGUUCUGUAACUGGGUUUGCCUCGCUUUGAUUGUAUUCCCAAAAACUUGUUAUUUUGUUUCUGGAGCACUCCAUAGGGCUCCUUGAGGCCAUGCUGUUAGACAAAGAGACAUUCUCUGUCUUGCUGUUGGCAACUUACUUCCCCAUGUUUCUCUGUCACUGUUGAAUGUUACUAUCUGGUGUCUUCUGCCUUUUAAAGCUUUGUUGAAGACCCA
This is a messenger RNA of Phodopus roborovskii (desert hamster), 1119 nucleotides long. RefSeq names its product small integral membrane protein 19 (gene Smim19). The record is from RefSeq and is a predicted model, not a curated record. NCBI's taxonomy places the organism in Eukaryota, Metazoa, Chordata, Mammalia, Rodentia, Cricetidae. The transcript is spliced from 4 exons. Bases 67 to 390 code for a protein of 107 amino acids.